AAUAAAUAUUAAUUAAUAAAGCAAAUUAUUAUUGCUUCUAGAUCUCCUUCCUCCUCCUUCUUGCCCUCGCCGUCUCCAUCCCACCUUCUUCCACAGGUCCAUUUCUGCAAUUUCUUUUCCGCAAUUGUAUUUGGGGGUGGCUUUCUUCCAAUCCUAAUAGCGGUGAUCGGCGCAGAGGUAUUGGUCCUACUGAUCAGAUCGAUGGGGUUAAAGCCAGCGGGUUUUGGUGUAGGAUAGCGACCGCAGUCGUUGUUGGAGAGAACAGAGAUCGAGGGGAAGAAGGAAGCUGAGAAGGGAGAAAGAAAAGGAGGAAGAACAUGAGUGAGUUGGUGGCCCGCACAGGUCGACAUCAGCAGCGAUACGAGGACGGGUGUCGCCUUAUUGCUGGGUGUAUACCAUUUAGAUAUAAAAAAUCUUUUGAUGCUGUUAGUGGGAAGCCUGUGAAAGCUAUUGAAGUUCUUAUGAUCAAUUCACAAAGCGGUCCUGGACUUCUGUUUCCUAAGGGAGGAUGGGAAAAUGAUGAAACUGUUGAAGAGGCAGCCUUGCGGGAAGCCCUUGAGGAAGCAGGGGUUAGAGGAGAACUUAAAGAUUUUUUGGGAUAUUAUUAUUUCCGCAGCAAAAGUCUUCAGGAUGAAUUCAGUCCGGAAGGAUUAUGCAAGGCCGCAAUGUUCCCAUUGCUGGUCACAGAAGAACUCUGCUCAUGGCCAGAACAGAGCACUCGUCGGAGGAGUUGGGUUACAAUUCCUGAGGCCGCAGAGCAAUGUAGACAUCCAUGGAUGGAGGAGGCUCUUGUUGAGGGAUUUUCAAAGUGGCACGCCAAACAAAUGAAUUAUGUAGAUGAGGAUUAACCCCCAACCCCCCGGUAAUGGAAACUAAUUUGAGCUCAUUUUUGGAGAUUCAGCUGAAUAGACUUCCUUCAUCUCAAGCUUAUUUUAGUUUAUUGAAGUUCUCAGGCUUUGGUUAAAUUUGUUUUAUGCUUAAAAGAUGUUAUGUUUUUUUGUUAUU
Messenger RNA from Phalaenopsis equestris, 1005 nucleotides. RefSeq names its product nudix hydrolase 16, mitochondrial. The record is from RefSeq and is a predicted model, not a curated record. The coding region runs from base 318 to 848 and encodes 176 amino acids. The transcript is spliced from 4 exons. Gene Ontology annotation, molecular function: pyrophosphatase activity. Lineage: Eukaryota; Viridiplantae; Streptophyta; Magnoliopsida; Asparagales; Orchidaceae. Gene Ontology annotation, cellular component: nucleus; cytoplasm.